Conger conger (European conger) is the source of this 2535-nucleotide messenger RNA. Its product is annotated as zinc finger protein 1124. The record is from RefSeq and is a predicted model, not a curated record. Lineage: Eukaryota; Metazoa; Chordata; Actinopteri; Anguilliformes; Congridae. Gene Ontology annotation, cellular component: nucleus. Gene Ontology annotation, biological process: regulation of transcription by RNA polymerase II. The transcript is spliced from 5 exons. Bases 540 to 1892 code for a protein of 450 amino acids. Gene Ontology annotation, molecular function: DNA-binding transcription factor activity, RNA polymerase II-specific; RNA polymerase II cis-regulatory region sequence-specific DNA binding.
CACACUAAAAUUGAAUGCUUAGACAAAAGUCACCAAAACCGUAACUUUUGUAACCAUGCCUUAAACAAAGGCACCAAAAGUACGAACACAUUUUCUGCUUUGCACUUUGUUCGCAAUUCUGCAACACACUUCUUGCAAAACACAAUACACUGUUUCUUACAUUCGACUCUUCGUUCAUGAAUGAAAUCUCUUGCAAUCAUUGGGAAAACACAUCUUAACUUGGCAAAACCCACACACGCACACACACACACACACACACAUAUGAAAACACGGAGGCAGUAAGAGCAAGGGGCAGAGAAAGAGGAAGAGAAAGAGGAAGAGAGAGAUGAGUAGGAGGAGGACAAAGACAAGAACAUAGAACGGGACCAGGCAAUAGAUGGAGAUGUAUUUCCGACAAUAUUAGGGCCACUAUGGUGGACCACGUCAUAAAUCAUGAUGCGGGUUGCUGGGCAGAGAGUCCAGCCCAACCUGAGUCACUACAUGGUACCAUCCACAAUACAGAUGUUUAGACUGGAGAACAGACGCAGUUGGUUGACAUUAUGGAGGUAUUGGCCAAGGCAGCGGUGGCUGAUAUUUGCAAGCUUUUCGACGCGGAGUCCGCGGUGCUGCGGUCGGAAAUGUCUCGGAGUCAGUACGAAAACAAAGCUCUGAAAAGAAAAUUAUUGUAUAUGGAGAGAGAGUUGACGACUGAGCGAGCUCUAAACAAUUCGGGAAAGCCAAUCUUCACCGAAGCCAUCAAAGAACGAGGGGUGGAAUAUUUCCCCGCUAUAAGUGUCUUGGAGAAAGAGCCUCGUAUGAACAUGUGGAAAGAUGUUGAACCUAUUGGGCACGAAGCUGAUGUUGACAGUACCCUGCAGUCAGUCACCAGGGCCGAGUUUGCAGAAUCGAUAGAGGAGAGGCCUGAUUUCUUUCUCGUGAAAGAGGAGACAUUUGAAGAGGACUUUGGGAACAGUGACUCCCAGAGCGCAACGGAGUUUAGCAGGGAGAAGGUCGCGGAGUGUGACGCUCAAACGGGGGCGGAGGCGGAGUCUGGCUCACAUCCUGCCCUAUCAGAAGCUGAGCGGGAGCUGGAUACGUAUCCCGUAGCUGCCGGGACUGCACGCCAUGACGACCAGUAUGGCCUUUUCCUCGGUGGAGAGAGCGUCAGUAUGGCGAAGGAGGCCAAACCGUACGGGGCAGAAAACCAGUUCAUCUGCACGUUCUGUGGCAAAGGCUGCGACCAUUUUAGUCAGUUUCAGAGACACGUGCAGAUUCAUCUGGAUGAGAAACCAGGAGACCCUGAGACAGGUGCUGACCGUCACUACGGCGGUCUGACCGCAGAGGACCCCCUGGGUAAAGGGACCUUCGUCUGCGUUCACUGCGGGAAGCGCUUCGCUAAAAAGCAGUGUCUCCACGUGCAUCAGCGGAUUCACACGGGGGAGAGGCCGUACCAGUGCUCAGAGUGCGGUAGGACGUUUUCCAAGAAGUGCAACCUCAAAUUUCACCAGCGCACUCACACGGGAGAGAGGCCGUUCAGGUGCUCCAAGUGCAACCAGACCUUCUCCCAGAAGUCGAAUUUAAAAAGACACGAGGAGAAACACGUUCAGACCGCGCAGAGGGCCCUGAAGAAGAGCCGCUUCAGCUGCAGGCAUUGCGGGAAGGUGUGCGUCUCCCCGUCUCAUCUGGAGAUCCACCAGCGCACUCACACGGGGGAGAAGCCAUACCAGUGCUCUGAGUGCGGGAAGAGUUUUGCCAAGAAGUGCAACCUCAACUUCCACCUGCGCACUCACACGGGGGAGAAGCCGUUCAGGUGCUCUGUGUGCGGGAAGUGCUUCUCUCAGAAAUUCAACUUGAAACGACACGAAAGCGUCCACAUCAUUGGCAACUCGUCCCGACAGAGUUUGUUCAGUUAAGUGCAUUGUGGGUAGGAUCACAUAGGAAAAAGCCACAAGCUGUGCAGAGUGCCCUUAUACAUAGACUAUUACAGUUAUUUAUGAUGGAAUCGGAUUUCAUAUACUCGGAGUGGGAGUGAUUCUCUUGUAUUGUGUAGCUAUAUGAUGUGAAAUGUGAGAGAAAGGAACUGAGUACUCAAGAUUAAGAUAACGUUUUUUAAAAUCACUGCCUAUGCCUUGUUUUUUCCAGUACCGGGCGAGUCCUUGUGGACAAUGGGUUUCACUGACAGCAAUUAAGCUUAGUCCUAGGUUAAACUGAGUUUUCUGUGGAGAAUCUCCACUCAAAAUAGAAUUUAGUCUAGGACUUAAUCUGUGUCUGUGUAAAGUUGAGUGUUCUUUUCAUAAAACCUGGGAGUGGACUUUUAACAAACUGGAUAUUUGACAUUUAAUAUGUUGUGCUCUACUUUUAACCAUUAUGUUUGUCCUUUUUGUAAGCUGGUUUUACCAUAUGAAAGUAUUUUAUGUCUGUAGAGUUACUCUUAAAACAUUUCUGUAAAAAUCAUCAAAAUUGAACAAUGGUGUAAUUUUUAACUACUAUUGUGAUCAGGUCAAACUUUGUAUUCAAAGUCAAUGUAUUUAAAAUAAAUACAUUUAGAAAAAAAAG